CCACUCGUUUCUGCUGGUUGUGUUCUUGCAACCAUCAGCAGCAGACAUACAGCGAUCAUAAGAAAAGUACUAAGUGAAAAAAAUUGUAACUGCAGGAAAACCAAAAAAAGUUCUAUUCUAAAGCUUUAAUAUCGUGUAAAGGUAUUAAUUUCGUUAUUCAAGAACCGAGAAAUUCGUUCGAAUGUCAUAGCAUCGCGCGGUACGUACUCCGAUUGGAAAUAAUCGCCAGCAAAGUUGGUCACCAUCGACGGAGAAGUUUGAGUGCCUGAGGUGUUGUUUUGUACUAAGACUGAGCAAUUGUACAUAGGUAAAGUUAAGUUGAGCCUUACUAGGAAAAGCGGAUAAAUUACAGCAACAACAAAAAAGAAUGGAAAAAGUGUAUUUCUUCGUUUAUGGUCGUAGCUGAAAUCUGAUUCCUCGCUGGUUCCUCAAACUGCGGAAUACUGCUAUCGAAGUGUACAGCUAUAUCAACCGAGUCCGGAGUACGAAACGGAAAACCUCGCCCUCGAAAGUCGAAUCGUAACUUCGUUCGUCACAACUGUGCGGAUUAUUCAUUGCGCUCGUGACCGUGGGCAGAUUAACAAACACUGAAUUUUGUUUUUGAACCUGCACACAAACGACGACGCCAACAGCAGCCAAAACGCCGGGCGUCAUUGAAUGAAAACCCGCGGACUCCGCAGCAGAUAAUGGCAGAACAAUGUAUCGUCACCAUUAAGGAAGAGCAACAGCUUCGUCAGUGCAACAGUCCUCCGCUGGGGGUGGUCCUGAAUGACUCAUCUACGGUGACCGGUGGUUCUCCGAUAACUAUCAUCACACCGACGUCAGGGCCUGUUGGUACCGUGCUGCAUCCCACAACAGCGUCCGGUUCAUCGACGCCAACCCAAACGGGGACCAUUGGUUGUGACGGCCAGGAGGACGACGAUGGCGAUGUGGACGGCCGCCGAGAGGAAGUUUACGAGUGGUACUACGUAGACAAGUUGGCAAAUGUCGGCGCACAUCCGCCUGGCAGCCAGAUUCAGCUGGAAACACCUGGAGCAGUCGAAGAGAAAAGCGGUGGUGGUGGAUUGAAUGUAGCAAAACCAAAGCGAUUGAGCGAUGAGUUCUACUCAGCAGAUGAUGACUACGAUGAAGAUGAAGAUGAUGAAAUGAUUGGUAGAGACGUGGAUAACGCUAACAGUUUAAGUGAUAAGCGCAAGAAUAAGUUGAACGUUAGAAAAAGUGGUGAUGCAGACUCUGAAGGGCAUGCCAGUUUAAGUGAGAUUAAAAAUCUAAGUAUCACUAACAGUGGUACUGAGCAGAGUGAAGAUCAUUUCGAACGGGAUGAGAUUUCCAUUUCCGAUCAAAUCUAUAUCAGCGAGGAAACGUCUUCUUGCAGUAGCGGGCACCAGCGUUUAGCAGCUGAUCAGAAAGUCGCAUCUGGAGGAGUUCAGGAAAUGCACGAGCAUGUUCAGCUGGAAGAGGAUAUACCGAUAGCGAUGGAGCAGGAAGCAGCAACGGAAAAUGAAAACUUUGUCGUUAGAGCAGACCUCCACGAUGAUGCACAUGGCGGUGGUGACGACCACGACGAUGGUGACGACGAGGAUGAUGAUGGUGAUGUAGAUGAAGAUGUGCAAUCUAUCGAUGCAAUCGAACGUCGGGAUUUUGAGCUGGAGCAAAAGCUGACUGGAGGAAUUAUAAUUAAAAAUAGCGCGUUUAUACCCGAUAGACUGAAUUUAGAGUUUAUAAGUAGGAUUAAAAGAAGUCGCGAGGACGAACUGGCGCAGAAAUCUCAGGCCGAGCGCAAGAUUCAGCUUACGACAACGCCAACUAGUAGUAGACAGCACUCACAAAAGAGCGGCAGCAGUAGCGCAACUAAUUCUAAUAAUACUAGUAAUAGGGAACAAAACAGUAAUAGUACAACAAAGCCAGCGGCUAAAGCAAAUCUUUCAGCUAGUCUAGAAAGCUAUUGCGCUGGGUCUACAACGAUUGCAAUGGAUGUAACCGAAGGUCCAUCUUGUUCGUCCUCGUUACCUUCGUCUGCGUCUUCUUCAGCUUCCAGUAGUAACAAAGGGCUGCGUCGUCAACAGCAACAGCAGCUUGAUGCAUUUUCCAACAGCAACUCCAACGAUAGCCUAUCUUCGGACCGAUCCAUUUUUAUUCCAAACUUACAGGCGCUCAAAUCAAAAUCGACAAGCAAGGAAUGUUCACCAGCACCGAACAACAGCCCUAUUAAUGACCCGUGCACAUCGUCAUCCUCACCGUCACCUUCUUCGGCAAGUUCUGCUGGUCCUUCCACAUCGUCCUCAUCUGCGGGGUCAACCAAACCCCCAUCCGAUUGCAGUCUUUCAUCCUGUGCCACAUCAGUCAUCAAACAAACCGGGGAAUGCAGCAAGAACAUCAACCACAGUCCAAUUCCUUCGUCUAGCAGCAAUUCGACAGUGUUUUCCUUCAACUGUCCCUUUAGUAGUGCUAACCGUGAAAAUACCGAAGGGUGUAGUUCCGGCCCAUCUACACUUGGUAGAUUUCCUUCCUCAUCGUCAAAUUUCGUGGAUAACAUCACCGACGAUGUUGAACCACAAAGUUCUUCUCAUCGAAAUAAUCGCCACAUCAACGAAUGUAAUCAUGUUGAAGAUCCGCUAUUAGAACCAUCACAAUUGUCUAUGCCAGCUGAAUUGGCAGCAGCCGCUGUGGCGGCUGCUAAUGCCAUCGAGCAUGAAUGCGAUGAAGACAACUGGGCAGACUGUGAGGAAGGUUCUGACGAAGAGAUCUGCACUUGUCGAGAUUACACUGAUGACGAAGGGCACGGCGGUCCCGGAGGACUCGGAGGUGGUCACGCCAGCAGUGAAGAUGAACUACCAUCUCGGGACGUUGAUCUGUCCAGUUAUACUCAUAUUGAUGCAGCAGAAGACAUUUUGGUCCACGAUCACUGUGGCAGUAAUAGCACCAAUGGCGCAGCCACCGCCGCAGGUAGCAACGCACAAACGCCAAGACUGCAUCGAAAGCGGAAACUGACCGAAAACAGGUUACUAUUUUCCGCUGGUAGUGUAGGAUCCACUGGUCGUUCCGCCGGGACCGGCGAGAUGGGUGCUUUGGGUAACCAUUGCGAUACCACCAGUUCUGAGUCGCUCAACUUCAGUAGCCGUAAACGAUUAGCGCUAGAUAGUAGCAGUUCGCCGAGAACGUUACUCAGCCCGUCUAAUCUUACUUCAACGCCAACUUCCUCAACAAUGGGCGAGCGAAAAACUCCUCGCAGCAUCAUCCCAACCAAAGAUAAUCCUCCUCCAGAAUUAAACGAUUGGUUGCAACAGUUUCAGCGAUGGACUCCCGUCGAGCGUUUGGUGGCCGUGGAUCUGCUGAUCGAGCACUGCGAACCGACCCAAGUACGACACAUGAUGAAGGUGAUCGAGCCCCAAUUCCAGCGUGACUUCAUUUCGCUACUGCCAAAGGAGUUAGCCCUACAGGUGUUGUCCUAUUUGGAACCGAAGGAUCUCCUUCGUGCGGCCCAGACCUGUCACAGCUGGCGUUUUCUCGCGGACGACAAUCUACUGUGGAAGGAGAAGUGUAAAGAAGCCGGCAUCAUAAUGGAAGCCUUGGGUGGGGAUCGUCCGAAGCGGGGUCGUGCUGGCAAUAUGCCGCCAAUUUCGUCGCCCUGGAAGGCAGCCUACAUGCGCCAGCACAUCAUCGAGAUGAACUGGCGCUCCAGACCGAUCCGUACGGCCAAGGUGCUGAAGGGUCACGACGAUCACGUCAUAACGUGCCUUCAGUUCUGCGGCAACCGAAUUGUGUCCGGUUCCGACGACAAUACGUUAAAAGUCUGGUCAGCAAUCACCGGGAAGUGCCUUCGAACACUGGUUGGUCACACCGGUGGAGUCUGGUCGUCACAAAUGUCUGGCAAUAUAAUCAUUUCUGGCAGUACUGAUCGCACGCUAAAGGUGUGGAAUGCUGAAACCGGACAGUUGCUGCACACACUUUAUGGUCACACAUCGACAGUUCGCUGUAUGCAUUUACAUGGAAAUAAAGUCGUUAGUGGUUCUCGAGAUGCAACCCUACGAGUAUGGGAUGUUAACGAGGGCACCUGCCUGCACGUACUUGUUGGCCAUUUGGCGGCUGUUCGCUGCGUGCAAUACGAUGGUAGACUAGUAGUUUCUGGAGCCUACGAUUACAUGGUUAAAGUGUGGAAUCCUGAACGACAAGAGUGUUUGCAUACACUCCAAGGACAUACGAAUCGUGUCUAUUCACUGCAGUUUGACGGUAUUCACGUUGUCUCUGGUUCACUUGAUACCUCGAUUCGAGUAUGGGACGCGGAAACGGGUAGUUGCAAACAUGCACUGAUGGGGCACCAAAGCUUGACCUCAGGUAUGGAACUGAGGCAAAACAUACUUGUAUCGGGAAAUGCUGACUCGACGGUUAAAGUUUGGGACAUUAUUACCGGACAAUGUUUGCAGACAUUAUCGGGUCCAAACAAGCAUCAAUCUGCCGUGACCUGUUUGCAGUUCAAUUCCCGCUUCGUUAUUACCAGCUCCGACGACGGAACCGUUAAGCUGUGGGAUGUUAAGACUGGCGAGUUUAUUCGUAAUUUAGUAGCGCUAGAAUCGGGUGGAUCCGGAGGAGUCGUUUGGCGAAUCAGAGCAAACGAUACCAAGCUGAUUUGCGCCGUCGGUUCGCGUAACGGUACAGAGGAAACCAAACUAAUGGUACUCGAUUUUGAUGUGGAAGGUGCCUGCUUGAAAUGCUCAUAAGUUUGAAUAAGUAUACUCUCAAUACUGUCUCUAAGAAAUUCCACCCCCGCUCUCCAUUUACUUUCCUCGCCUGCGACUAUCGUCUAUCGAAAUCCCACGAAACACGAUUUUGCCUCAGAAUAACGCGCCAAUUUCCCAAUUCCCAAUACCGCUGAAAGCAAUUCUUCAACUCAACCGGUGGUACGCCAACUUUGAGACAAUUGCACAGUUAGUUUGUAAUCACCGUAAGGUAAGAGGUAGGUAACCUGUAACGAUACAAAUAUUAGGAACUCAAAUUAACGUAUGUCCCUGGUAGGGACUGAGCGGAGCCAGCGGGGAAAAUAUUACUGUUAAAGGGAAAUGCUUGACACGCAUAACCGCCGAUAUCGUUUAGGUCGAAACCGGAGAAGAUGUCCACGUUAGAUUGUGCGCACGUCCUGCCGUACUGCUUUUUCAAAUGUCGAUGGCAAAUGUUUUUUUUAGAAUAUUGUUGAAAUUUGUUUCUCUGUUGAGUUGAACAGUAUACUUGUUUCCUUUUUAUUAACUUCACCCCUAUGAUUUUACUGUGGCCGAUGGAAUAGUUAAAAUAAUGGACACAUAUUAUUACGUUUUUCGCCUUAAAUUGUUUAUGAUCGUGUGAUUUUGAAGUUUUACAACUGAGAGGCGCAAGAAUUGACAUUCACAGGACUAAGCGUGAAAUAUCUUCUCCGCAUUGAUUCGAACUGAUCGAUGGAAAAAAAUGCUUUAAUCAAUAAAAUAGAACGGAAUGGCUUUUGCUUAAGUUUUUAGUUAUCGAUCCUCAAUGUUGAAGGAGCGACGGGAAAAACAUCGAUUCAACUGGCAGGCGCAAGCUUUUCUCACAAUGAUAGUCUUUGAUUAGCGGCAGUCUAUGAAUCCAGACAAAAUCACAAUUUAUCACACAUAAUUUACGAAUCACCUAACUCAAAAAGCUGAUCAAGAAAGUUAGAAUCAAAUGUAACACACACACACAAAAAAAUACCGUAACUGUCAAAUACGAUUUGUAUAAUUUAGUUAGCUGUCUGUUAAGGAAUUCGAUGUCGAUGUAUGAUAGGUUCCAAUUAAUUUGUUUUCUGUUUAAUUCCGUUGUUUGUAUAAAACUUUGCAAUCGUUUUCUUCUUAGUAUGAUUUCACCUCAACGAUGCACUGCUGGUAUGCAUCUAUCACUUUCGAGAACAUUAUUUCCUGUUCUAAUUAAAAGUAAAACAAACAAAAAAAGGCAGAAUAACUUCUAAACCCAAAAAAUAUACGAUAAUUUAGCAACAGAAAAUGUCGAAGAACAACAAUAUAAAUCGAUAAAUAAUAGAAAAUUAAUAAAAUGGAACAAUUAAUAUUGCAUUACAGUCUAUCGCGGAAAUGAAACUGGAA
This is a messenger RNA of Wyeomyia smithii (pitcher-plant mosquito), 6083 nucleotides long. RefSeq names its product F-box/WD repeat-containing protein 7 (gene ago). Gene Ontology annotation, biological process: ubiquitin recycling; proteasome-mediated ubiquitin-dependent protein catabolic process. The coding region runs from base 687 to 4718 and encodes 1343 amino acids. Gene Ontology annotation, molecular function: ubiquitin binding. Gene Ontology annotation, cellular component: cytoplasm; nucleus. The transcript is spliced from 10 exons. NCBI's taxonomy places the organism in Eukaryota, Metazoa, Arthropoda, Insecta, Diptera, Culicidae. The record is from RefSeq and is a predicted model, not a curated record.